Molecule: messenger RNA, 5487 nt
Organism: Tachysurus fulvidraco (yellow catfish)
Lineage: Eukaryota; Metazoa; Chordata; Actinopteri; Siluriformes; Bagridae
Gene: adcyap1r1b
Product: adenylate cyclase activating polypeptide 1b (pituitary) receptor type I
Exons: 14
Coding region: 495-1835 (446 amino acids)
Biological process (GO): adenylate cyclase-modulating G protein-coupled receptor signaling pathway; cell surface receptor signaling pathway
Cellular component (GO): neuron projection; plasma membrane
Molecular function (GO): G protein-coupled peptide receptor activity; peptide hormone binding; vasoactive intestinal polypeptide receptor activity
Source: RefSeq, a predicted model, not a curated record
AGAGAGAUGAUCAGAAUUCCAGGCACAUAGCGGCGGCUGCAUUGCCAGUCUGCGCGCAGAAGCGCAAAGCAAGCACGCACACGCACACACGCACACACUUAUUCACUAUUACAGUCACAUCGCCGUUUCUCUCAGUGUUUUCCUCUCCUCUCUCAGUGCUGUUUAUGCGGGGUUUCUGGAGCAUUUCUACAGCACAGCUCAAGACGCUGCAAUCCCUGCACUGCUCAUCAUCACCAAGUUUCCAGGCACAGGAUUGUUUCAUUUAUAUUUGCAUCGCCUUCUAUCGUCGAUUUGUUCUACGCAUCCCAAAAAGAUACCACCAAAGAAAGAGACUGAGGUGAUCCACCAGCCUAAUAUUCAAAAGCCUCAUCUCUCUGUGCAUUGCGAUGAUUCCAAGAUGAUUUAAAAGAACAGCAAUAUUCGUGAAUCUCUUUGCUACCUUUACUACCCUGAUCUCCAGUGCAGAAGAUUUCACAACACCAUCUUUGAAUAAAAUGGCUGCCCUUGUGAACAACUGCUUUUACAUGCUCUUGGCAUUUACUCUACUUCCUGAGUUCUUAAGCAUGCACCCAGACUGUGUCAUCCAGCUAGAAAAAGAAAAAUGUAUGGAGAGGAUGGCCUUGGACGACCCUGGCAGUGAGCCUGAAUAUGUGUGUCGCUGGAUGUGGGACAAUCUGACAUGCUGGCAGCCGGCCAGAAUAGGUGAUAUGGUGUGGAUGCCCUGCCCUGAACUAUUCGAGUUCAUGAAUGAAGAAUAUGAAGACUUUGGAAAAGUGAGCCGGAACUGUACUGAGGAAGGCUGGUCAGAGAUGUUCCCUCAUUACGUCGAUGUGUGUCCAUUUGAUGACAAUAGAACGAACCCUAUGGACAAGUACUAUGUGUCUGUGAAAGCUCUGUACACAGUGGGCUACAGCACAUCUCUGGUGUCUCUCACCUCGGCCAUGGUGAUCCUCUGCUGGUUCAGGAAGCUUCACUGCACCAGGAACUUCAUCCACAUGAAUCUCUUUGUGUCUUUUAUCCUGAGAGCCAUCUCAGUUUUCAUUAAAGAUGGAGUUCUGUAUGCUGAGGAGGACAGCAGCCAUUGCUUUAUACAUACUGUGAAGUGUAAGACAGUAAUGGUGUUUUUUCACUACUGUGUUUUAUCAAACUACUUCUGGCUGUUCAUUGAGGGACUAUACCUCUUUACUUUGCUGGUGGAGACCUUCUUCCCUGAGAGGAGAUACUUCUAUUGGUACACCAUCAUCGGCUGGGGAACCCCAACGGUGUGUGUGACAAUCUGGGCAAUGCUUCGUGUGCAUUUUGAUAACAUUGGAUGUUGGGACAUAAAUAACAAUGCUGCCAUCUGGUGGGUGAUAAAGGGACCUGUGCUUGCUUCUAUUAUGAUCAACUUUGUCCUCUUUAUCGGUAUCAUCAUAAUCCUUGUCCAGAAGUUGCAGUCUCCUGAUAUAGGAGGCAAAGAAUCCAGCAUUUACUUACGCCUUGCUCGCUCCACUCUCCUGCUCAUCCCUCUCUUUGGUAUCCACUACACUGUGUUUGCUUUCACUCCCGAGGAUGUCAGUAAGAGAGAACGGCUCGUGUUUGAACUGGGGCUUGGAUCUUUCCAGGGCUUUGUGGUUGCUGUCCUUUACUGCUUCCUCAAUGGAGAGGUGCAGUCAGAGGUGAAGAGGAAAUGGAGAAGCUGGACGGUGAACCGUUACUUUGCAGUGGACAUGAAGCACAGGCACCCGUCAUUGGCGAGCAGUGGUGUAAAUGGAGGCACACAGCUCUCUAUCCUCAGCAAAAGCAGCUCGCAGAUCCGCAUGUCCAGCCUGCAGGCUGAGACUCCAGCCACAUGAGCUGCAGUCUCUUACAUCCACAGACACACACUGAACUCCUCACACUUAACACUAAUUAGUCCAGUUUCACCUCAGAGACUUGCAUUGUGUGGGGCAAACUGCUGCUGGAGGCCAUUCAUCAGAGCAAUCUGCUCCUGAACACACACUAUAUCAACACCUUUAAUAAUCACAUGGUCAAGGAGACUAAAUUUGGCUCGUCCUUUAUACAAAUGAUGGGAUUUCUAGAGCCAGGAAAAUCUCUUUGGCGUCGUCGUGCCAAAUAAAUGAAAUAUUUUGCUCUUAUUCAUUGUGAUGAUCCUCAACACAAAGGCUAAAUAUCCUAAAUAUAACCUGCCAUACAUCUGAACUCUCACAAAUUUUUAUUACCAAGAAACCAUUAACUCUUCCCUCAGACAGAUGGGAAUAGUUUUGUCCAUGAUCCAUAAGCAAAAAAAAAAAAAAAAAAAAAAAUGGAUGGCACAAAGGGAAACACUUGGACCUGCCUAUCAUUAGACCUUUAUAACACCAGUUUUCAAGAAAAGGGAUAUUUCAACACUGAAAUGUUAACACUGAAUCUAUUUGAUUUAAUACAAAUAGAGGUACAAGAGCUAAUAAUCUGCCAAAAGUAUUUUAUUUAGAAAUUGUUCAUCGUGUUCCUGAACAUCUUUCUCAAUGUGCUGGUGAAUAUGGUCUUUGACUUGCUCUACACCAUGCUGUGGUCUCCCUAUAAGGCUGAAUAAUCAUUUUAUUGUACUUCAGUAAUGAAAUGUUUAGAAAAGGAUAAUGUUUUUGAAGAAGAAUAACUGAAGAAGAAAAUAACGAAUAGCUGAGAGGAUUCAUGCCAUUUAUUCCAUUAAUUGAUGCUGAUAGACGUGCGUAACGUUCCAGCGUAACGUUUUUAAAGCACAGAGACGACAUACUCACUUGCGUCAUUGUGAUAGUUGUCUGAUGAGGUAGUGAAAGAGCGUGUUAAAGCUUUUUUUAACUGCAGUUUGACUAUCAGUUUAGAACUGUGAAUGUAUUUGGUUAUUGAAUUUGGGACCAUUUUUGUUAACAGAAAAUUUGGGUGAAAAACUCUGACCUCUUAUUAUUUUAGAUGAAUCAAAAGCAAAACUAUUGAUAAUUCCUGCUACAACUAAAACCAAUACAUACAAAUACUUUAAAUUGUAUAGAUGUGUGUUCUUCUAACCAGCCGUCAGUACUGAAAAUGUCACUACAGCAAACAACAAGCAUAGUACCUCAUGAAUUUUGUAGAACUUGUUUGUUGUUUGCAUGAUUAUUUUUUUUUUUCCAUGAAUCAUUAUAUUGUAUAUAUGUAGUCUUAUUCAGCUUCAUAAAUACAAAGUGAAUAUUUUGGUCAUAUUUUUAGUAACACCAUUUUUUUGGUAGGAUCAUUCUAUUAAUAUCCGCUUCCGUUGGUGGUUUUUGAACUUACUAUCACAAUAGAAUGCUAUCUUUAUUAUUUUACACAAAUAUAAAGCAACAUCAAUCUAUCACAUGGCACUUUUGGUACUCCAAAGAUAAGUGUUUAGAUAUUUGACUUUGUAAAGCCGGUUAAUGCCGAACUUGUCUUGCAAAAGCUGUGGAAAAAGCUUUGCAGCUGAUGUCAAUAUCUGAGAAAGAUAUUCUUUAAUAGUGAUGCUCAGAACGUUUAUCAUGAAAGUGCCUUUUUGCACAAAAGUAAGAAUACAAUAUGGAAAUGAUAGAUAAGAUAAUCCAAUAUUAUUCAACUGCAAAUGCAUGAAGCUGUGUAACUCUGGGGAAGUACUUUUAUUGUACAUAAGUAUGUCUGUGUUAAAAACCAAGAGGCCUUGAAAAAAAAAAUACAAAAUACAUUUAGUUUUUGUUUCUUAGCCUUCUAUUAGACUUUCCUCUGGAAAAAUCUAGAAAAAAUGUGUUUUUAAUUGAAUUGUUUUUGAUAUUUCCAAAUUGAAUCGCAAAACAUUUUUUUGCUUUUGUAUUGCUAGCUGUAAAAACAUUCCACCUUUGUGUAUUACAGAACACUUAGCCUUUUUUCCACGUUAUAUCAGUGUAAUGCCUUGUUUGCAAAAAGAAACUGCAGAGAGAGCCGAGAUGUGUUUCAACAUGAAAUGAAACACAAAUAUAAAUUCUACAUUUUUUUUUUUUUUUAAAAAUCGCCAUUUCAUUAUAUCUGUGUAAAGUUACAGUAGAGAAGACGGUGUAAUGUGUUCUGGUGUUGUCAGCUUCAGUAAAGUGUAGAUGUGUUGUGAACGUAGUUCGGUUCAGCACAUUUCACAUACACUUAUAUGUUAGAAUGCAAAAUACAGCUCACGCGUCUUAAAAGGCGACAGUUUGUACUGAUAUUAGUUAUAAACUCUUGUGGUGUUGUAUAAGACUUGACUAGAAGACUAAAUGUAGACUCUGUGGCCUUUACAGAACUGAAUCCAUCUUCAUCGAUAAUCUUCUGAUCGAAUCAGUGCCAAAAUGUACGUUAUUAUCAUUCACAGUUGUGGAUCGGCCACGAGCGGAGUGUUACAUUACAUCUUAAGCAAUAUGCCAUUUUAUUUUUAGUCUAAGUCUCAUUAAUUAUAUCAUGUUCUGAUAUGAGGUUGUGCCAAACGUAACUAUUCGCUCUUGGUGUUGAUUUGUUCUUUCAGUACAUAACAAUACAUUCUGUUGUUCUAUAAAGUAGUUAUAGUAUCGGUGUUAAUGAGAAGUGUACCGUAGCGGACAUGCACUCUGAAUUGUUGUGUAACAUGCAGUAUUGAGUAUCGUGCUUCUGGAGCUGUAUCUAAUAAGUGUUCAUUCAACAUAGGUAGUUGUGUGAUUUUUUUUUCCUGUGUGUUUUUUUUUUUUGGAAGACGGUGUUUGCUAUGUAAAGCUUGUGUUAUUGCUGCCUGCGAUCGUGAAAUAGCUGCAUGUGUAUUGUGUGGUUUUGAUGGUUUCUUUACAAACUGGGUGUGUUGAUGUUUAACAAAAAAAAUGUUUCAGCCGAAAAUGGAAGUGUCACAAUAAAUUCGCAAGAAGUUAGCACUUACUUGAAUACGACUGCAAACGGUUUUGAUUAUCGCACUGAUUUCUUUCAUGUUGCCGUCAGACAAGGAACUUCCUUUUCACUGCAAAAUCUUUGUAGCCUUUUGUCUGCACUCAUUAUUGUAGGAAUCACCCACACUCACACUCGCAUAAGUAUUUCACUAAUUAUUCAGCAUAGCAUCGAAUCUGUGUCACUAGGUAAUUACGCUGAGUGCUGAUUGUAUGAAAACAGGUGUAUUGUGUAUGAAGACAUUUCAAAUCUAUUGUCAUAUUCAACAAUACCACCCCUUUUUAACACGCAGGGUUGAUCAAAGAAACCUGUUAAAUAAGAGCCGAUAUUGAAAAUGUCAUAUCAUCAGCAAAAAAGGGCACGAUUUCUUCUUUUUUUCUGUUUUACUCGAGCCUUAACAGCACAGCACACAUAAACAUUACCAACAUCUAUUACUAAAAUACUGAAAUAAUUCCUGAAUCAGCUCAAUUUUUUGAGCCGCCAGCGACCGAACAAUAAUUACUGAAUGUGAAUGCAUGACAGAACCCACAGUUGCUAUUCGUGUUGCUUUUGUGAAGAAAAAAAAAAACGUUUAGCUUUUUUUUUCAUCUUAUGUCACUUUUGCUAUAUAACGUCCUUUAGUUUUGUAUAUAAUGACUUUUAAAUUGCAAUAAAUGUCUCUAAAACUGC